Molecule: messenger RNA, 2299 nt
Organism: Salpingoeca rosetta
Lineage: Eukaryota; Choanoflagellata; Craspedida; Salpingoecidae
Exons: 12
Coding region: 103-1770 (555 amino acids)
Cellular component (GO): cytoplasm
Molecular function (GO): protein binding
Source: RefSeq, a predicted model, not a curated record
CUGUCAGCCUGCCACACAAUUCACACACUCACACACACACGUGCACCGGACACAAAACAAAGCAGAGAGAAGACAAAGACGCAUAAAAGGGGGUGAUUCACGAUGAAGCUGACACUGGCCUUGCUGUCGGACUUGUGCAACCAAGACUUGCGCACAGUCACCUCCAUCAACGCCUCCAACAAAGGCAUCACCGCCCUUGAAGAUGACAUCAGUCCAUGCGUGGAGCUGCGACGCUUCAACCUCUCUCGCAACAACCUCACAAAGACCACACCGCUCGGUGAUUUGAAACAGCUGUCGCUGUUGGACGUCUCACACAACUCGCUCCGCGCUAUCAAGGGCCUCACAAAGCUGACAAACCUCAUCACACUCAAGGCCAGCCACAACAACCUCGCCAGCAUCCAGCACGUCGCAGACGUUCGAAGCUUGAAGGCGCUUGUCGUGAACAACAAUCAGAUCAAGAGCAUCGAUGGUGUCAGACUCCUUGCUAAUCUCGACGCUCUCGUCGCCUCGCAUAACCUGAUUGAGGAGAUUGAUGCCAAGACGUUCAAUUCGCUCAAGGAGCUGCGCAAACUUGCACUCUCGCACAACAUGCUGCGUCAAGUGCCCAACCUGAAGGCGUGCACGAGUUUGAAGGAGCUGCGACUCAACAACAACAAAAUCACGGCCCUCCCAGAGGCGCUCAUGUUCAACUUGCACCUCUGUCUCCUCGAUGUCGGCAAGAACCUCAUUCGCUCCUUUGAUGACAUUGCUGUGUUGGGCCACCUCAAGUUCCUCACGAACCUCAAUCUGCGUGGCAACCCCAUCUGCGAGCUGGACGAUUACGCAACAAAGAUCCGAGCGCUUGUGCCGUCGCUGCAAGUGCUGGAUGGGAAGCCACUUGUGCCGAAGAAGACGCGCGGAAAGCGGUUUGCAGAGAAAAUGAAGAUUAAGCAGCACCAGCAGCACGGCAGCGGCGAUGGUGAUGGUGAUGGUGGUGACGGUGUGAGGAAUGCAGUUGGUCGGAAGGGUACAGAGGGAAAAGCGAGUGGUGCGAGGAAACAGCGCGGCGGGCAACGUGGCGCUGGUGGAGAUGACACUGCGGAGGAACAGAAGCAGCAGCACGCGAAGCGGCACAAGGCAGCAGACAGCAGCACCGACAGCAGCGGUGCUGGUGGAAGGCAUCAUCAGGAGAAGCAACAGCACAAGCAGCGCGGCAAGGACUCGAGGAGAAAAGGAGGUGACAGCCGUGACAAUGAAGAUAAGGAUGGUGGUGAUGGACACAUGGCCAAGCGGGCAAAGCUAGGCAAACAGGUGCAACAGCAGCAGAAAAGGAGAGGAGAAGAGCAAAGGGAAGUUGGGACAAAGGGAGAGAUGAAGGCGGAUGACAAGAAAGCGGCCAACAAGAAGACGCAGAGCAGUGCUGCGCAACACAGCAGUGACGGGGCGACACUGAGAGGCGAAGCAGGCGACCAGGAGAAGGACGACAAGCGUGCUGCUGCUGAUGACGCUGCAACUGCUGCAGAUACGGAGAGAAGUGAAUCUGCAUCAAAGGAGCUGGACAAGAAGGCAAUCGAACUCAAUGUGAACAACCCUGUCAAGUCUGGCAUUCUUGCAGUGAGGCCUGGCAAGGCGCUGCUGAAGAAGAACAAGAAGGGCAGGAAGGACAAGCAAGGGCAGAAGGGCAAGAAGGGCAAGAAGAAAAAUGCUGGUGAUGCGGAUGGGAAGAAGACGGUGUUGACGGAGGAGGACUUUGUGGCCGUUGAUCCUCUUGCCAGCGUUGGCCAGUGGUAGUUGUGUGUGUGUGUGUGUGGAUUUGUGUGUGUGUGUGCAUCUGUGUGUGUGUGUGUGUGUGUGUGCAUCUGUGUGUGUGCCUGUGGAUUUGUUCUGGCAUGCGUUCUUGCAAGCAUUUACGUUGUUCAUUUCCGUAGUGCACUUGUUCUGUGCACAUCUCACGCUUGCGUAUUAUCCUCUGCAACAGUUGGCGCGUGCUUUCGUGUGCUGUUGCUCUUGAACGUCUGUACUAAUCGUGUGGUAUUUGGCGCACCUCCAUUGAACCAUGCAACGACACUGCACAAGUGUGUCACGUGUGUCGUUGUGGGAGUUGUGUGCCCUCGCUUGCUCGUCUUCAAGGCAGUCGCUGACGCGUCUUUCAUCGUGUCUUUGUGACAUGACAUGAGAUGACAUCCUUGCUUCUGGCUGUUUUUUUCUUGCUUCUUGUGUGUAUUCCACAACCAUUCAUGUCCAUGCACAUUAAAAUGCACAAUCGACUUCAUACAAUACACAUGCGCGCACCCUCUGCGUCUUUCCUCAAUCAAUACAC